Rhinichthys klamathensis goyatoka is the source of this 3851-nucleotide messenger RNA. RefSeq names its product leucine rich repeat containing 4Ba (gene lrrc4ba). The record is from RefSeq and is a predicted model, not a curated record. Gene Ontology annotation, molecular function: protein binding. Gene Ontology annotation, cellular component: plasma membrane. The transcript is spliced from 4 exons. NCBI's taxonomy places the organism in Eukaryota, Metazoa, Chordata, Actinopteri, Cypriniformes, Leuciscidae. Bases 562 to 2760 code for a protein of 732 amino acids.
GGGAGGGAGGGGGGUUUGAACAGCGAGAGAGCUAGAAAGACGGAGAAAGACAGGCGAGAGGAGACAUCGACUCCACACCAGAGCUUCUGACGGAUAUAUUUAGAUUAAAAUCAAAGUAACAAGAGUCAAGAUACAGCCCUAUGUAGCAGCAGUGGCAGCACGGAGAGAGACAGGGAAUCCCAGGUGGGGUUCUGAAUCCCCAGAGCAGAGUGAUGGAGCCGUCCCAGCCACAUAGCCUCGGAGUUGGGCUAUGGUCGUCAGGAGCUCAUGUGAUGGUGACACACAAGAUGUAAAACAUGUAUUCAUCACAAAGCGGCCUGUCACAUUAGAGGACCUGUUAAGGCAAAGAUGACACAACUUAUGUAAUUGUAUCUGUAUGAAAAAAAAAACAAGGACAAAACACGCCACCAACCAAGGAGACCGAACAUUUCGACUGAAAAAUGCAGAAGUGACAUCCUUUGUGGGAGGAAGCUGCAACAGUUAAAGAGACAGCAUUCAAGAGCCAUUGGAAUCAGCCUAUCAUCCUCUUUGGAAUACAGGAAGGGUCAUGACCCAGUUGCCAUGCGCAUCACCACGGUGACCAGCCUUCCUAGUCCCUCCCCCCUCCUCCUCUUAUUGGUUCAUCUGCUGUUGCGGCUCAUCCUCCCAGGCCAAGACGCAGUCGGAGCCGCCUCCACCUGUCCCACGCCGUGCAGUUGUUCUAAUCAAGCCAGUCGAGUGAUCUGUACAAGACGAAACUUAGAAGAGGUGCCAGACAGUAUAUCCAACAACACACGAUACCUCAACUUACAGGAGAACUCGAUACAGGUGAUAAAAUCAGACACAUUCAAACAUUUGCGGCACCUGGAGAUCCUCCAGCUCUCCAAGAACCAGAUUCGUCAGAUAGAGGUGGGUGCUUUCAAUGGCCUCCCAAACCUCAACACUUUGGAACUGUUCGACAACCGCCUCACACUGGUGCCAUCGCAAGCCUUUGAGUACCUCAGCAAGCUGCGAGAACUGUGGUUACGAAACAAUCCAAUCGAGACCUUACCAGGCUAUGCCUUUCACCGCGUCCCCUCGCUGCGACGUCUUGACCUAGGCGAACUCAAAAAGCUGGAUUAUAUAUCUGACGCAGCCUUUGUUGGACUCAUCAACUUGCGCUACCUGAACUUGGGUAUGUGUGGCCUGAAGGACAUCCCUAACUUGACUCCCCUGGUGCGACUGGAGGAGCUAGAGUUGUCUGGGAACCGUCUAGAAAUCAUCAGACCUGGAUCCUUCCAAGGCCUGGAAUCUUUACGCAAACUAUGGCUCAUGCAUUCUCAGAUGUCGGUCAUCGAGCGCAAUGCUUUCGAUGAUCUCAAGAACCUAGAGGAGCUCAACCUAUCCCACAAUUCCCUACACUCUUUGCCCCAUGACCUUUUCACACCCUUGCAGAAGCUGGAGCGAGUACAUCUCAAUCACAACCCUUGGGUGUGCAACUGUGAUGUGCUGUGGUUAAGCUGGUGGCUGAAAGAAACCGUGCCGAGCAACACGACCUGCUGUGCACGGUGCCAUGCACCACCCUACCUAAAGGGAAAGUACAUUGGAGAGUUGGACCAGAGCCAUUUCACCUGCUAUGCCCCCGUGAUUGUGGAGCCGCCCACUGACCUCAAUGUGACAGAGGGCAUGGCUGCUGAGCUCAAGUGUCGCACCGGUACCUCCAUGACUUCUGUGAACUGGAUCACACCGAAUGGCACCCUAAUGACCCAUGGCUCCUACCGGGUCAGGAUUUCCGUGCUGCAUGAUGGCACACUGAAUUUCACCAAUGUAACUCUGCGUGACACUGGCCAAUACACCUGCAUGGUGACCAACUCAGCUGGGAACACUACGGCAACUGCUGUCCUGAAUGUGACCGCAGCAGACGUUAGCGUCAACUACACCUACUUCACCACGGUCACUGUAGAAACUGUGGAGAAUACGGGGGAUGAAGAAUCUGCAUUGCGUGCCAUCAACGAGACCAUUAUCCACAUUCCUGGGUCGACACCUUCUGGGCACCUCUGGGAUAAAGUUGUGCCCACUACUGCCUCUUCUCUCUCAAUCCUUGGCUCAUCGUCUUCUCCCACAGCAACCAAACCCACUUUCACAAUCCCCAUUUCUGAGCCCAACUACCCCUCUGGACUAGAUGAUGUCAUGAAGACCACCAAAAUCAUCAUUGGUUGCUUUGUGGCAAUUACCUUCAUGGCCGCUGUCAUGCUGGUGGUGUUCUACAAGCUGCGGAAGCAGCACCAGUUGCACAAACACCACGGGCCGGCACGAGCCAUCGAGAUCAUUAACGUCGAAGAUGAAAUCGGAGCGGGAACGGGCAUCCGUGGCAGCGGCAUCUCAGGAGGAUCCACAGUACCGCAAGGAGGGUCCGGCGGACAGAGCUUGCGACUGCACCACCCUGAAAUCGUCAACCUCCCAAACCUUGCACGAGCAGAGCAUCUCAACCAUUACUACAAGGCCCAUCACUUCAACAAUAACAUGAUGGGUCUGGGCCUUGGUGGAGGCUCGGGCGGAGGCCUAAACAAUAACAACAACCCUUCGCCCUGCUCCCAGGCCCAGAAUAUCCCCAUCUCUUGCACGCAGGUGCCAGUCUCUGCAGGUAGUACAUCAUGUUCCAUGCCUUCUUCAAUGCCUCUGCCGACCCUUGGCAUCCACGGGUCACUGAAAGGCCUGAUGAGUAAAGGGCAGAACCCACAGAUUGAGCCGUUACUAUUCAAGAGCGGCUCCAAGGAGAAUGUCCAAGAAACCCAGAUCUGAAGUUGAGAAAGAGAGGAAGAGAGAAAGGGAGAAAGGUAAAUGUACAGAUAAGAAAUGGAGAAAGACUAUCAGGGAGACAGAAACAGAUGAAAGGUAUUGGCUGUUCAACCCCUAUGGGUAUGUUCUCAGGAGUAAUGAGAAAGGCAGACCCAGCAUUGUAUGAAAUAUAGCCUACACAAGAAUACAAGAUACAGCUGUGAAAUCACUACAAAGUAAAUAUGCUGGCAAAGAGUGGGGUAAUUUCUAGAAGGAAGAAGGCAACCACACCGCAGUUUAAAAUCACAGUCUUUGCCAUACUAUGAUCUGCACGUAUCAAGGGGAUCAUCAGACAUCAGCAAACAAAACCACACUUGCCAAUACAAUAUAAAUCCAGUUUUUGUAUAAUGCAAGAUUGAUAAUUAUGUGCCAAACUUGCACCAAUCUGUGCCAAAGCAAAAUCUUUGCACAUCAACAUGUGUACAGACACAUUUCAGAAGAUGAAAAGAUCUGUGCGUAAACUGUACACCAUCAUAUACAGAUCUCCAUCAAUAAAGCAGGAUGCUACAAAAAUCAAAACCAUACGCACCAUUAGGUAGGAAAUGUAUAUAGAAAUACAUAAACAACCGUAAGUAUUUAUGGACACUGGCUGAGAACGAAAGAUCAUGUGUGUAAAUGGUUUAGAGAACCUUAAAGCUCAGAUGACAAAAAUGGAUCAUUCAAAUUUUGUAGAGGUUCGUGGUCAAAUGAAGGAAAGAUGGAUUAGUAGACCAGCACUGUGUUGAGGGCCUGUUUCUUGAUGAUGAUGGACUCAGUUUCUCCCCUUUCUCAAUGGCUGUCACAUUUAAGGGGAAGAGAUGAAAACAAACAAGAACCUAAAGCGCAAAAAGACAAUGAAAGAUAUACAAAUUUUAAGAGAAUAUAUAAACUAUGAAAGUAUACAUGAUAUAUAAAUAUAUUUUCAUUCAGAGAAAUAAAUUAUGAAGAAUCUUUACAUUUUUCUGACUGAAGCCACGGCUUUUGAAGAAUUAGCAGCUGCUGUUGUAGCGCUUUGUCACUGAUAAUUCCUUUCUCUGCAUAAAAACAAAAAUGCGUCUUAAACUGGUACACCCUUG